Messenger RNA from Entrophospora sp. SA101, 234 nucleotides. The record is from the annotation of a GenBank genome assembly. NCBI's taxonomy places the organism in Eukaryota, Fungi, Glomeromycota, Glomeromycetes, Entrophosporales, Entrophosporaceae.
AUGUCAGCAAAGCGUGGUCCCAUAACUUGUCAUAUUCUUGAUUCUUCACGCGGGAAGCCUGCAAAUAAUGUUAAAGUAAAACUUGAAUUCAAAGAGUUUCAAGAUAAAGAAAAUUGGACAAUAAUUGGAGAAACAGAAUCAGAUAAUGACGGAAGAUGUCAAAAUCUUGUUUCUUCAGAUUACAAAAUUACAUUCAACGGUGAUAAUGAGUCAGCAAUUUAUCGUUAUUUUUGA